Messenger RNA from Hemibagrus wyckioides, 3021 nucleotides. It is a transcript of the gene lmnl3, whose product is annotated as lamin L3. The transcript is spliced from 12 exons. The record is from RefSeq and is a predicted model, not a curated record. NCBI's taxonomy places the organism in Eukaryota, Metazoa, Chordata, Actinopteri, Siluriformes, Bagridae. Bases 379 to 2172 code for a protein of 597 amino acids.
GUCACUGCGCUCAUUGGGUGCCAUCAGUUCUUUACCAGCUGUUCACGAUUAAAGUGACAUUCACGGGGGAAAAAAUAACACCGACAUGAGCAGGAUUUUAUUGGAUGAAUACCUUAGGAAUUAAGUUUAUAGAAAGCGGGUUUGCUUUGUUUAUUUGUUGUUGUUGUCUUUUUUUAAGUGCGCUGUAUAAAUGAGACAUGGCCCGUAUUGACAGCCUGCGUCGCGUUUGUUAACGAUGAUUCAAUAGUUUUGUUGCGGCUUGGGAGUUUUGUCUUAGCGGCUCAAAACUCAUUUUAGAGGAAUAUCUCUUGGGAAGAAAGACAGGUAGAAACGUGUGUGUGUGUGUGUUGAAAGACUGAGAAAAAACAGCAAGCAGCCAUGAUCACGUCAACUCCUGAGACUUCAGCCGGCCGACCCUCGCGCUCCGGGAGACGCAGCGCCGCCACUCCCGCGGCCCCGGUAGGCUCUCCGUCCUCGGUAAGCCCGACACGUCUGAGCCGCUUGCAGGAGAAAGAGGACCUGCGACAUCUCAAUGACCGCCUCGCCAAUUACAUCGAGCGUGUGCGACAGCUUGAGAAUGAGAAAUCCUCCAUGCGGCUCCUUCUGGAGGAGAAAGAGGAGACCACGAGCCGGGAGCUGAAGAAUGUGCGCCUGUUGUAUGAAACGGAGCUGGCCGACGCUAGAAAAACUCUAGAUAAUACAGCGAAUGAGAGAGCCAGGCUUCAGAUAGAGUACAGCCAACUGUGUGAAGACCACCGCAAGCUAGUGGCCAGGAAUAACAAGAAAGAGGCUGAGCUGAGCAACGCAUUGGAGCGCUGGAGGAAUCUUGAAGCGGCACUGAACUCCAAAGAGGCAGACUAUGCUAAUUUACUAGCAGCUAACCGCAGACUGGAAAACGAUGUUGCAGACCUCACGACACAAGUGGAAAAUCUGGGUGCAGCCCUGCAGAAUGCCAAAGCUCAGGUUAAUUCAGAGAUGCUUCGUCGAGUCGACGCCGAGAACCAAAUGCAGACCCUCCACGAGCAAAUGGAGUUUCAGAAGCAGCUUAAUGAACAGGAAGUGCGGGAGAUGCGGACACGGUACGAGAGCCGUCUGGUGGAGGUGGACUCAGGAAGGCAGAAGGAGUUUGAGAGCAAGUUAGCAGAGGCCAUGCAGCAACUACGACAAGAGCAUGAGUCCCAGAUCCAGCAGUAUAAAGACGACCUGGAGCACACCUUUAACGCUAAGCUGGAAAAUGCCAAGCAGGUGGCCUUGAAGAACAGUGAUUAUGCCACCUCUACCAGAGAAGAGCUAGAAGGAACCAGAAUAAAAGUGGAGUCCCAGUCCAAGCAGAUAAACAGUCUGCAGAAACAGAACCGUGAGCUGGAGGCACGCGUGCAGGACCUGGAGCGAGCUCUAGACCGCGAGAGGCAGCUCAGCCAACAGCGUCUCUCCCAGAAGGAGCAGGAGAUGGCCGACAUGAGGCAGCAGAUGCAGGCGCAGCUCGAGGAGUACCAGAGUCUGCUGGACAUCAAACUCAUGCUGGACAUGGAGAUCAACGCCUACCGCAAGAUGCUGGAGGGAGAGGAGCAACGACUCAAUCUUUCCCCGAGUCCCUCUCAGCACGCUCCCAUCUCUCGCACACACGUCCAUGCCACACGCAAGGCCUGGGGAAAGAAACGGAAACAUGAGGGCGGGACAGGUCUCUCUCCGAGCUACAAAUUGUCCCAGCACUCGUCUGCCCGUGGCUGUGUCUCCAUCGAUGAGAUAGACCUGGAAGGAAACUUCAUAAGGCUCAGGAACAACUCUGACCAGGAUCAGCCACUAGGAGGCUGGAUAGUGAGAAAGAGUCAACCUGGAGGACCUGAUAUCACCUUUAAGAUCCCUUCAUCCUACAUUCUGGCUGCUGGACAAACACUGACGAUCUGGUCUGCAGGAGCUCGAGUAGAGCAGAAACCCCCUUCUGAUCUGGUGCUGAGGAGCUCAAAGUCCUGGGGAGCUGUAAGCGAUGUCCGAGUGUGUCUUCUCAAUCAGUACAAUGAAGAGACAGCAGAGCGCUGUGUGGUCCAUCUGCAGGGUCGAACAGACGGAGAUUCGGAAGAAGAUCUGGACGAAGAGAGCGGAGUUGGAUCCGAGAUCCACCUCCGCCGCCAGGCCAAAAGAAAGAAAAAGAAAUGUUGUGCUCUUUCCUGACCUGUCCAGCAAAGUAGGGUUAUGUGCCAAGUCAGGAGGCCAGCUGUGCAGUAAUGUAACUGCCGUCUACACCUGAUGUCUGCGCUGGAGUGCGAUGUAGACAUACCACUCCAAAUCUUUCACACGAAGUGUUUCAUAUAUCUGUGUAACCACCACGCCCUGAAAUAGUUUCUCGUAGCCAAAAUUUCUAUCUCUUAUUCCAGGGCAAACGACUACGACCUGAGAAGGACCAUAAAGCCCUCGGCUCAUUCACAUGAUGGCAUUUAACGAGGUGUGUAGGGCUAAAUCAAGACCAGCAAUAUUAGUCUGCAAACUUUUUUUUGCCUGGUCUUUCCAAGGUCUGUUCCUCCCUAUUUAUUGUGCCUUGGCAUGCCAUGUUAUCUUUUCUUUAGCCCUUGCUAUACUUGCACAUUACACAUGCUCAUGUUAAGCUAAUGGGAUGGUUUGUACUCCAUAGUCAGAUGUAGGGAAAAGUUCCUGAGGACUAACAUGGUUGAACAUGUAGCAUUUACUGGAUUUUUGUUUCGAGAAAUAAGUUUCCUGUGAUUUUCUUUAGUUAUAUAUGUAAAUGACCGUGACUCUUUAUCUUUUGUCACGUGAUUAUUGGUUAAUUAUUUAAUUUGCUCUCAUUAUUUAAUCAGUGCGCUGACCGGAAGCCUUGAUCAGAGUCAGAAUGAGCUGUUUGCAUAUCUGUUUUCCUGACAUUUAAAGCAAAACUUGCCAGAACACCUAAGCAUCUAGAGACCUCAAGCAGAAAUGAUUGUCAUUGUUGCCUAUUUGUUUAUAACCCUAAAGUAUACAAUUUUAUACAUAUAAGUUUAAUAAAGAAUGUGCUAUAAUGGAUCUGUG